Molecule: messenger RNA, 252 nt
Organism: Sphaeroforma arctica JP610
Lineage: Eukaryota; Ichthyosporea; Ichthyophonida
Exons: 1
Source: RefSeq, a predicted model, not a curated record
AUGACUCAGCCAGAACGUCAAAGCCUCGUUAUAUCUGUAACGAGUGCGAAGUCAUUACCCAAUGUUGAUCCCAAAACGGAUGUGCGUUUAGAAGUGUCUGUGGGCAAGUUGAAGGCCAGGAGCUUGCCUGCACGCACGGAUAAGCAGAAGAUCGUGAAAUGGGAAUUUCUCUGGAAAGAUUAUCCCAAUGCGAAUGAAACUAGCUGUGUUAUCAAGGUCAAGAAGCACAACCAGUUCACUGGCUACAGUCUA